This is a messenger RNA of Striga asiatica, 5704 nucleotides long. The record is from the annotation of a GenBank genome assembly. NCBI's taxonomy places the organism in Eukaryota, Viridiplantae, Streptophyta, Magnoliopsida, Lamiales, Orobanchaceae.
AAAAUCUACAAAUUUCCAAAGUCUAUAAAAAGUGCGAGAAAACCCUCUAUACUCUUUCGAAAAGCCAUGGAAGCUGCUACACAGAUCGUAUUGCUCAUGCUCUUGUUUAUCGCCACAGCCGUUCCUCUUUUCAUUUCCGGAGAAAAUUUCGACGUCCGCCGCCAUCUAUCCACCGUUACUAGAUAUCAAGUCGGUAAGGAUAUUUCUGAAAAUUCAUAUAUUCCUUCAACAAUUCCUGAUCAGUGUAGGCAUGUCCAUUUAAAUCUUGUGGCAAGGCAUGGAACUCGAGCUCCUACCAAGAAAAAGAUGAAAGAACUUGAUUCCUUGUUCACUCGCCUGGAAGUCCUUUUAGAAAAUAUGAAGGAGCAGAGUGUAAGUGUGGUUCCUGCAUGGCUACGAAAGCAUAAAGGUGGAGAGUUGAUAAGUGAAGGAGAAAAUGAACUGUAUGAACUUGGUAUCAGGAUCAGAGAAAGGUUUUCAGAAUUGUUUAAUGAGGAUUGCCAUCCUGAUAUCUAUCCAAUUAAAGCCACUCAGAUUUCACGAGCCUCGGCUAGUGUUGUAGCUUUUGGCUUGGGCCUCUUCAGCGGUCGUGGAAAUCUUGGUCCGGGACGUAAUCGAGCUUUUGCAGUUACCAGUGAAAGCCGUGCAAGUGACAUAAUGUUGAUAUUCCACGAUUGCUGUCAUAACUACAAGGCGUUCAGGAAAAGUCAAGCACCAUCUGUGGAUAAGUUCAAAGAACAUGUGCUAGAUGAAAUAACUCAAGCAUUAGUUACGCGUUGGGGUCUGAAUUUCACUCGAAAAGAUGUCUCAUCCCUGUGGUUUCUGUGCAAACAGGUUGGUUUGCUGGAGUGGACAGAUGACUUGGAGGUCUUUGUACUGAAAGGCUAUGAUGUAAUCAAUUCAAUGGAGCAAGCUAUUAAGGAUACAGAAGAUGGACGUGUUCAUGGGAGCUAUGAAUUGGCCAGACUAAGGUUUGCCCAUGCAGAAACACUACUUCCAUUUUCCUGUUUGAUCGGGCUAUUUCUUGAUGGAACGGGUGAAAAAACUCUGAACCUACCUGUCAAACCACCCCAAAAGAGAAUCUGGCGUGGCAGCACAGUGGCACCAUUUGCCGGAUAUAACAUGCUCGUUCUGUACAGCUGCCCAACAAACAACAAGAGCGAGUAUUUGUGCAAGUACUGCACAAUGAGCAUCCUAUUCCAAUGGCGAAUGACGAGUAUAGAAUGUAGGAUGUAUGAGGCUAGGUACCCGGAGGUGGACCAGGCGGUGAUGAUACAGGUGAAAAGCAUGGCCGACAGCGGCGCGUACGUCUCACUCCUCGAGUACAACAUCGAGGGCAUGAUUCUCUUCUCCGAGCUCUCUCGCCGCCGUAUCCGUAGCAUCAGCAGCCUAAUCAAGGUCGGCCGCAUCGAGCCCGUCAUGGUGCUCCGUGUCAAUAAAGAGAAGGGGUACAUUGAUCUGAGCAAGAGGCGUGUGUCGGAAGAGGAUAUUCAGGCGUGCGAGGAAAGGUACAAUAAGAGCAAGCUCGUUCACUCGGUUAUGCGACAUGUUGCUGAGACCUUGAGCCUUGACCUCGAGGAUCUUUAUAUCCAUGUCGGCUGGCCUUUGUACAGGAAAUAUGUCCACGCAUUUGAGGCGUUCAAAUUGAUUGUCAACGAUCCUGAUUCGAUCCUUGAUUCCCUCACUCGUGAAGUCAAAGAAGUGGGUCCUGAUGGAGAAGAGGUGAAGAAGGUGGCUCCGGCUAUAACUGAUGAAGUAAAAGAUGCUUUAGUGAAGAAUAUUAGGAGAAGAAUGACGCCACAACCUUUAAAGAUUCGUGCCGAUAUUGAAAUGAAAUGUUUUCAGUUUGAUGGGGUCCUGCACAUAAAGGUAGCAAUGCGUAGAGCUGAAUCUGCUGGCAACAAAGAUUGCCCCGUUAAAAUUAAGCUGGUUGCUCCUCCAGCAUAUGUGCUUAACACUCAAACUCUUGACAAGUCUAUAAAAAGUGCGAGAAAACCCCCUAUACUCUUUCGAGAAGCCAUGGAAGCUGCUACACAAAUCGUAUUGCUCAUGCUCUUGUUUAUCGCCACAGCCGUUCCUCUUUCCGUUUCCGGAGAAAAUUUCGACGUCCGCCGCCAUCUAUCCACCGUUACUAGAUAUCAAGUCGCUAAGGAUAUUUCUGAAAAUUCAUAUAUUCCUUCAACAAUUCCUGAUCAGUGUAGGCCUGUCCACUUAAAUCUUGUGGCAAGGCAUGGAACUCGAGCUCCUACCAAGAAAAAGAUGAAAGAACUUGAUUCCUUGUCCACUCGCCUGGAAGUCCUUUUAGAAAAUAUGAAGGAGCAGAGUGUAAGUGUGGUUCCUGCAUGGCUACGUGGAUGGAAAUCUCCGUGGACAGGAAAACAUAAAGGUGGAGAGUUGAUAAGUGAAGGAGAAAAUGAACUGUAUGAACUUGGUAUCAGGACCAGAGAAAGGUUUCCAGAAUUGUUUAAUGAGGAUUACCAUCCUGAUAUCUAUCCAAUUAAAGCCACUCAGAUUUCACGAGCCUCGGCUAGUGCUGUAGCUUUUGGCUUGGGCCUCUUCAGCGGUCGUGGAAAUCUUGGUCCGGGAUAUAAUCGAGCUUUUGCAGUUACCAGUGAAAGCCGUGCAAGUGACAUAAUGUUGAGAUUCCACGAUUGUUGUCAAAACUACAAGGUAAAAUCACUUCUGAAGAGUUUGUGGGAAUGCAUUAUUGGUGUAUGCCUCUAUUACGUGACUGCUUAUAUAGUACUGGCGUUCAGGAAGAGUCAAGCACCAUUUGUGGAUAAGCUCAAGGAACCUGUGCUAGAUGAAAUAACUCAAGCAUUAGUUAUGCGUUGGGGUCUGAAUUUCACUCGAAAAGAUGUUUCAUUGUUGUGGUUUCUGUGCAAACAGGAAGCUUCUCUAUUGAAUACAACUGAUCAAGCUUGUGCUCUGUUCACUCCAGAUGAGGUUGGUUUGCUGGAGUGGACAGAUGAUUUGGAGGUCUUUGUACUGAAAGGCUAUGGUAAUUCGUUGAAUUACCGUAUGGGAGUUCCUUUGCUUGAAGAUGUAAUCAAUUCAAUGGAGCAAGCUAUUAAGGAUACUAAAGAUGGACGUGUUCAUGGGAGCUAUGAAUUGGCCCGACUAAGGUUUGCCCAUGCAGAAACACUACUUCCAUUUUCCUGUUUGAUCGGGCUAUUUCUUGAUGGAAUGGAUUUUGAACAAAUACUAAGUGAAAAAACUCUGAACCUACCUGUCAAACCACCCCAAAAGAGAAUCUGGCGUGGCAGCACAGUGGCACCAUUUGCCGGAAAUAACAUGCUCGUUCUGUACAGCUGCCCAACAAACAACAAGAGCGAGUACUUUGUGCAAGUACUGCACAAUGAGCAUCCUAUUCCAAUGGCGGGUUGUGGAAAUUCUGACUUUUGCCCUUUCAAGAUGUUCAAGGAAAAAAUUGUUGCUGUUCAUUUGAAGCACAAUUACGAGUCUCUUUGUAGUUUGGAAACUGCACAUUGUGAGUCCGAACGAGCUAAUGUUGGACAAGUCGAUAUUGCUUCCCUUGCCGGGAAAAGUCAAGCACCAUCUGUGGGUAAGUUCAAAGAACCUGUGCAAGAUGAAAUAACUCAAGCAUUAGUUACGCGUUGGGGUCUGAAUUUCACUCGAAAAGAUGUCUCAUCCCUGUGGUUUCUGUGCAAACAGGAAGCUUCUCUAUUGAAUACAACUGAUCAAGCUUGUGCUCUGUUCACUCCAGAUGAGGUUGGUUUGCUGGAGUGGACAGAUGACUUGGAGGUCUUUGUACUGAAAGGCUAUGGUAAUUCGUUGAAUUACCGUAUGGGAGUUCCUUUGCUUGAAGAUGUAAUCAAUUCAAUGGAGCAAGCUAUUAAGGAUACUGAAGAUGGACGUGUUCAUGGGAGCUAUGAAUUGGCCAGAGUAAGGUUUGCCCAUGCAGAAACACUACUUCCAUUUUCCUGUUUGAUCGGGCUAUUUCUUGAUGGAACGGAUUUUGAACAAAUACUAAGUGAAAAAACUCUGAACCUACCUGUCAAACCACCCCAAAAGAGAAUCUGGCGUGGCAGCACAGUGGCACCAUUUGCUGGAAAUAACAUGCUCGUUCUGUACAGCUGCCCAACAAACAACAAGAGCGAAAAACCCAUAUUAUAUUAUUUGGAAAAUACUUUAUAUCCUAAAGUAAAUCUUUAUGUCUCAAAACUAUCUCGCUCUAAAAUUCCCACAAAACCAAAUUCUCCAUAAAAAAACUCCUAAACUGAAACCAUCAAUCAGUGAAGAAUGACGAGUCUAGAAUGUAGGAUGUAUGAGGCUAGGUACCCGGAGGUGGACCAGGCGGUGAUGAUACAGGUGAAAAGCAUGGCCGACAGCGGCGCGUACGUCUCACUCCUCGAGUACAACAUCGAGGGCAUGAUUCUCUUCUCCGAGCUCUCUCGCCGCCGUAUCCGUAGCAUCAGCAGCCUAAUCAAGGUCGGCCGCAUCGAGCCCGUCAUGGUGCUCCGUGUCAAUAAAGAGAAGGGGUACAUUGAUCUGAGCAAGAGGCGUGUGUCGGAAGAGGAUAUUCAGGCGUGCGAGGAAAGGUACAAUAAGAGCAAGCUCGUUCACUCGGUUAUGCGACAUGUUGCUGAGACCUUGAGCCUUGACCUCGAGGAUCUUUAUAUCCAUGUCGGCUGGCCUUUGUACAGGAAAUAUGUCCACGCAUUUGAGGCGUUCAAAUUGAUUGUCAACGAUCCUGAUUCGAUCCUUGAUUCCCUCACUCGUGAAGUCAAAGAAGUGGGUCCUGAUGGAGAAGAGGUGAAGAAGGUGGCUCCGGCUAUAACUGAUGAAGUAUGCUUUAGUGAAGAAUAUUAGGAGAAGAAUGACGCCACAACCUUUAAAGAUUCGUGCCGAUAUUGAAAUGAAAUGUUUUCAGUUUGAUGGGGUCCUGCACAUAAAGGUAGCAAUGCGUAGAGCUGAAUCUGCUGGCAACAAAGAUUGCCCCGUUAAAAUUAAGCUGGUUGCUCCUCCAGCAUAUGUGCUUAACACUCAAACUCUUGACAAGUUCAGUAGUAUGGGAUCUGAUGAAGGAGAAAGGCUGGUACAAGAAGUUAACCCUGUUAUCACACAAGACAUCACACAAGACCUGAACUCUAAACUCACAGCACCCAUUGGGGAUGAUGAAAUAAAAGCAGCCCUCUUCAGUAUCAACCCCAGAAAAUCCCCUGGAAUUGAUGAGUCUAUAAAAAGUGCGAGAAAACCCCCUAUACUCUUUCGAGAAGCCAUGGAAGCUGCUACACAGAUCGUAUUGCUCAUGCUCUUGUUUAUCGCCACAGCCGUUCCUCUUUCCGUUUCCGGAGAAAAUUUCGACGUCCGCCGCCAUCUAUCCACCGUUACUAGAUAUCAAGUCGCUAAGGAUAUUUCUGAAAAUUCAUAUAUUCCUUCAACAAUUCCUGAUCAGUGUAGACCUGUCCACUUAAAUCUUGUGGCAAGGCAUGGAACUCGAGCUCCUACCAAGAAAAAGAUGAAAGAACUUGAUUCCUUGUCCACUCGCCUGGAAGCCCUUUUAGAAAAUAUGAAGAAGCAGAGUGUAAGUGUGGUUCUUUCAUGGCUACGUGGAUUGAAAUCUCCGUGGACAGGAAAAUAUAAAGGUGGAGAGUUGAUAAGUGAAGGAGAAAAUGAACUGUAUGAACCAGGACCACCAGGACCAGAGAAAGAUUUCACGAGCCUCGGCUAGUGCUGUAGC